AUGGACAGUGGAAAUAGCAACCACAAAGAAAUGAAGCACCAGGAAAUUGAGCAUCACAAAGAAAUGGAGCACCACAAGAAUGGCGUGCCGGUUCCACCACCGCCCCAUCAGCAUGGGCCAGAUAGACCACGACAGUACGCGCCGACAGGGACAGCAUCCCAGGUGCACCAUGAUGAGAACAUGCCGCGCGUUCCUCCGCCAUCAGACUUGCCUAUAUAUGCCAAUUGGGCGUGCAAUAAGCUGACUCUCGGAGGAGGCGUGGCAAUCUUUCAUCUUUCUUCAGCUAGAGUCGUGGUCUGCUGGCAUGGCCGAGACGGCUACUGGUUUCUGCCGAAGGGCAGGCGAGAUGCAAAUGAGGAGUCGGGAUUAGGUGCUGAAAGAGAGGGCUUUGAGGAGUCUGGCUACCGCAACCGUCUGCUGCCAAUCCCGCUCCGCCAUUGUCAACCACGCCCACAUGUUCCACAUAGUGCCUCGCCAGCAUCACACUCGCCGUUUGUGACUGAGCCUAUAUGGACACAGCUCGCCCCAAAUGGUCAUACUCAUCAAUAUGUUCUGUUCUGGUACAUUGCGGAGACGCUUCCGCCGGACAUUGAGGAGAAAAUCAACAAAGAAGUACAACACCAAGCCCAAGAAACUUCAAAAGAUCCGUCUCAAGGCCGCGACCCAGCUGUCCGCUCUGAGCAUGCCGGAUCUGAGACUGUUCGAGAAGGAAACCAUCCUGUUCCCAGCGUAUUGGCCAUACCAUAUCAAGCCCCGCCUCGCUAUCCAACAUUUUUGAGCAUUGAAGAUCGAAUUGCCAUGGAGCCGCCAAACUACGAGCCUGUACAUCAUCCCAAUACAGGUGUAGAUGAGGAAGAAGCAACAUAUCAAUCCUUUUUAUUACCGGUAGAAGAAGCAGCGGAAAAGCUCAAGGGAAGCAUUCAGGAGGAUGUUGUCCGGAGUGGAUGGGAAGCAAUUUGCAAAAGACGAGAGAUGGAAUGGAAAGCAGCAGCAAGUUUGGCAAAAUAA
Messenger RNA from Xylona heveae TC161, 1008 nucleotides. RefSeq lists its product as hypothetical. The record is from RefSeq and is a predicted model, not a curated record. The transcript is spliced from 2 exons. The coding region runs from base 1 to 1008 and encodes 335 amino acids. NCBI's taxonomy places the organism in Eukaryota, Fungi, Ascomycota, Xylonomycetes, Xylonales, Xylonaceae. Gene Ontology annotation, molecular function: hydrolase activity.